AUGAUUAGUUUGCCGGAAAUUCAUCCUUUAAAACAGCUGUCGAAUUCAGCGUUAAUGGCCUUAGAAGAAACACCAUUUGAUUCUCCAGGAAACGUGUCACUAAACAAGAACUCAAAACCAGUUUCUGAAAACUCAACAGGAUUUUGCGAAUGCAAUAUAUGUUUAGAUUCUGCAAGAGACCCUGUGGUUACCCUAUGUGGCCACCUCUACUGUUGGCCUUGUAUUUACAAAUGGCUCCAUGUCCAAGCAACCUCCACUCUUGAAUCCGAUAAACAACCCAAAUGCCCUGUUUGUAAAGCUCACAUCUCCAACUCAUCUUUAGUUCCACUCUACGGACGUGGCAAUUCCAAUCCCAAUCCCAAUUCCAAUUCCAAUUCCGAUUCCGAUUCACCAUCAUCGGAAUCGGAAUCGAAAAGCGAACAACAAUCGGAGUUAGUCAUACCUAGUAGACCAUCAGCACCUGGCGGGGCAAUUUUGCAUCUGAAUCAACAGAUCAAUCCCCAUCCGGUGCCUUUUCAGUCACAGUCACAGUUUCAGCCUCAGCAGCAUAUUGUGAAUCACCCACAUCCGUUUGGAGGGUAUACUUUUGGGCCAUCUAAUUUUAAUGGGCCAAUGACGCCCACUACUGGCUUUUCAAACCCAUUUGUGGGAAUGGUUGGGGAGAUGGUUUGUGCGAUGAUAUUCCGUAGUUCUGAUUCCGGGUUUUUGGCGGCUUAUCCAUACGGGUCGUACCAGAAUCCGUAUCCGGCUUCAGGUACCACAAGUCCACGGAUUGUUGAACAUUCUUCCACGAAAAUCGACGAUUCCUCAACUUCUUCAAAUAUUCAAGUUUUGUUAACGAAGGAACAAAACACCUUUAUUUGCUAUGAUUUUAUGACUUCAGGCUUGAUUUUCAUUUAUUACGCCUUUGAUUUUAGGAGCCAAUAG
Lactuca virosa is the source of this 927-nucleotide messenger RNA. The record is from the annotation of a GenBank genome assembly. Lineage: Eukaryota; Viridiplantae; Streptophyta; Magnoliopsida; Asterales; Asteraceae.